Coregonus clupeaformis (lake whitefish) is the source of this 3431-nucleotide messenger RNA. RefSeq names its product nuclear receptor subfamily 1 group D member 2-like. NCBI's taxonomy places the organism in Eukaryota, Metazoa, Chordata, Actinopteri, Salmoniformes, Salmonidae. The record is from RefSeq and is a predicted model, not a curated record. Gene Ontology annotation, molecular function: RNA polymerase II cis-regulatory region sequence-specific DNA binding; zinc ion binding; nuclear receptor activity. The coding region runs from base 546 to 2291 and encodes 581 amino acids. Gene Ontology annotation, biological process: positive regulation of transcription by RNA polymerase II; negative regulation of transcription by RNA polymerase II; cell differentiation. The transcript is spliced from 8 exons.
CCUUUAACUCUGCCUCUGGUCUGUGAAAGUGUGUCACUGGGUUAAAGUGUCUGUCAAGCGCCCAGGCAAGUGGGAGUGGCUGACAACUGGGUCACAUGGUUAACACUAUUGAGAACAUUCAGUACAGAAGAGUCAUCAAACAACGGAGUUCAUCCUGCGUUUCUCAUCUUGUUACACACAAAAUCAAUUCGGGUUGUAUUAGAUGCCACAGAAUUGUCUCGGAACAUUUUGACUGAAAGAAGAGCAGAACUUGUUUUGUUCAGGAUACUGACAGUGGAGUGCAGAUAAUUAUAUUAAUGCUACAAAUAUUUACUACAGUAAUGUCAUUGAGACUGAAAUAAGAAAAAGUGUUGAGCUUUAGAUGAUCGACGCUUUGAAUUUGAGUUUGUUACAGUGAACCACUGUGCUACUAACGAAAAUAGCACUUUGCAAUCCUUGAAGAAAACAUCCAGUGCACUUUGUGAAACUGGCGAAUUAUUGACAAGACAUUGAGUCAGCAUAGGUUGCUUUCUCUAACGAUUCCCGGAAUCGAGGAGCCUGCAGACAUGGGAUCAACCAAGCCUGGUGGUGUAAUAGCCUACAUCUCUUCUGGCUCCGCCUCCAGCCCGGAGUCCUGUUUGAGUGACAGUUGCAGCAGCGGCUACCUGUGCUCCUCUCCGCCUCAUCCCUCACUGCCAAGCAGGGCAGUAGGAAUCAUGGUGGACAUCGCCCGCCCUACCACAGCCAAGCACCCACGUAGCCACGGCACAGAGAAGACUGGGCGAUCCACCUCCACCAAGAGCAGCAUCACCAAGAUCAACGGCAUAGUGUUGUUGUGUAAAGUGUGCGGCGAUGUAGCCUCAGGGUUCCACUAUGGCGUCCACGCCUGCGAGGGCUGCAAGGGUUUCUUCAGGAGGAGCAUCCAGCAUAACAUCCAGUAUAAGAAGUGUCUGAAGAUGGAGAGCUGCACCGUCAUGAGGAUCAACAGGAACCGCUGUCAGCAGUGCCGCUUCAAGAAGUGUCUGGCUAUGGGCAUGUCUAGAGACUCUGUUAGGUUUGGCCGUAUCCCAAAGAGGGAGAAGCAGCGCAUGCUGCUGGAGAUGCAGAACGCCAUGAACAACAUGAUGAACAACAACAGCCAGCUCCACAGUAUGCUCCACGGCACCCAGAGUCCACCCCGCCCCAUGGAAGGGCUCCCCAAUGACGGCAGCUCCUCUUCCUCUUCUUCCUCAUCUAUCUCGUCUUCAUCAGGCUCCAACCCUUCCUCACCCCGUUCCGCUCAAGACUCCAUGGAGACCAGCUCUGCCUCUUCCUGUUCGUCGGAUGACGAGGUUCCUCCUUCCAGGGUGUGUCACCAGGGCACAUUCACGUACCGCCGUGAGCAGCGACAGUCCAUCAAAGAGGAACCGGACGAGUCGCCUUCGCCGGUCGCCAGGGAAACUGAAAAAGACAGGAGAGACAGCCGCAUGGAGGAACCGCAGGAGAGCUGGAACCGCUGCAACGAAGACGCCAUCGCCAGGGGUUACCAACCUAGUUGUAACAGCUAUCAACACGUCACCAACGAUCUCUACCGGGAAGAGAGAGUUGUUUACCAGCAGCGGCCUCCGCAACUAAACGGCGCCCCAAGCCUCCAUCACAGGACCCUCAACAAAAUGCACAACGCACAGAACGUCUCCAAUGGUUACAGUGGACCAUCAUACAGCCUACAGGACCACAGGACAAACUUGGUCACUCCCAGUCUCUAUGUGGACCCCCGCCAGCGCAGCCAGGAGAUAUGGGAGGAGUUCUCUCUGAGUUUCAUCCCGGCUGUGCGCGAGGUGGUGGGGUUUGCCAAGAGGAUCCCGGGCUUCCGAGACCUGUCCGAGUACGACCAAGUCAGCCUGCUCAAAAACGGAACGUUUGAGGUGCUUAUGGUGCGCUUCUCUUCGCUGUUCGACGUGGCCGAGCGCACGGUGACCUUCCUGACGGGGAAGUGUUACAGCUUGGAGCUGCUGCGCUCGCUGCGGCCCGGGGAGCUGCUCACCUCCAUGUGUGACUUCAGCGAGAAGUUGGCCGCUCUGCAGCUGGACAAGGAUGAGAUGAGCCUCUUCAUUGCCGUCGUCCUCGUCUCCGCCGAUCGUUCGGGGAUCCAGGACUUGAAGUCAGUGGAGGCGCUGCAGGACACGCUGAUCCGAGCGCUGCGGAGUCUGAUCAUGAAGAACCACGCCAACGAGACUACCACCUUCACCAAGCUGCUGCUGAAGCUGCCCGAGCUGCGCUCCCUCAACAACAUGCACUCUGAAGAACUGCUGGCCUUCAAAGUGCACUCAUAAUGGGGCUCAUCUGACUCCUAAAUACCCUCCUUCCACACUUUAAAACCAGGACUGACCUCCUCUGCCACUCCUAUACCAGGACCUAGGGGAGACCUUGGGGACCUACUGUUUGCAGUCGACGAACUGAGUGUAUUUCUCCAAAAUGUAGUGAGAAGUUAUUUUGGACUAUGUUGAAAGGGACAAAGGUCAGAGAAGAGAAGAUACUGUACUCUAUUCAUAGGAGAUGGCUAUGAACAAGUGUGUGUGUGAGAGGCUUGUAGUUUUGCCAAGUUAGAGGUACCUUUCUAUUUUUAAAGAAAAAGAUGAAGAAAUACUAUACAGGCUUUUUGAAAUGAAGAAGUGCAGAACUACUUGGUUUUGUUAAAGCCGUUUAAUUCAAAAGUGUAUUGCUCACGAGCAGUGUGAAUGUGAUGAUUAUGCUAUCUAUUGGAUGUUUCAAACGAUGCGCAAUAUCAAUUGGUCACUGUUUUCGACCCAAUAUAUGUUUGAUAAAAGCCCUCAAGACUCAAUGUAAACAUCUAUCUAUCAGAAAGAAUGCUUGAUGAAUCAGAUGAUUGCUGCUAUUGCAUGGCUAUCCUUAAGUGAACAACUUGAUGUUGUCGUGCCCAACCCUCUGAGGAAGGAGUCAUUUCUUUAUUUUUGAAUUGUUCAACUGCAUUGUCAUCUUUACUGUCCUUUGUGGACAUAGGGUAUUUCAUUCGUCUGAAUAUUUUGAAUAUUUUAUUUUUUGCAAGUCUUUGACAGCUGCUUCUACCACGCCUCCUUCUGGGGAGUUGUUGAUAGGACACUUUUUCAGCAACACAACUUUGCACAUUGUGUUGUGGACUGUCAACCUCCAAAACCACAGAUGCCAGCACAGACCCACAUCAUGUGUGCAUAAUGUAAACAUGAUGAUACUGAAGUGUUCCUUAACUGAUUUCCCACCUUCCUCACAGUGAGGAGUCACUGGGUGGUUUUUACUUUACCUCCUGGCAUUUUGGCACAGCACAUGACUUUGCAACUGAAAUCUUUUCCCAUCUGUUGUUUUUGGGGAAUGUCUAUAUGUGUCUCCUUUUACUGACAAGAUUGCAAUUUGUAAAUAAAUUAUGUAUAUCUAUCAGAUAAAUAUAUAAAUAGUAUAAAUAAAUACAAGUGAAGUUA